UUUUUAAUUUUUGGCUUCUAAUUAACGUUUUAAUGAUCAAUGAAAUAAACUUGAGCAGCAGUAAAAAUGCAAAGCAUCUGAAUCAGAGGAAGUAACUGUUUUCACUAUCUGCAGAUAUUAUAAAUCACUACAAGUAGAGCAGAGUCAAAGUUUUCAUAAUAGUAGUAAAUUUUCAUUUUCCUUAAUACACAUACACUUAUGAGUCUCUUGAGCAUUGAACUAGCUAACACGUAAUAAAUCUCGAUCCUUUUUGUUUUCAAACUCGAAGUUUAUGUUCAUAAAAACGCUAACCUAACCUAACAUAAAUCAAAUUCGUAAGGGAUUUCGUAGAAUUUAUGACUUCUGCUGAUUUUCCUUGUACAUAUUAUUUUGUAAAUGUCAAGAAUCACUGAAUAUGAUUAUGAAUAUGUUACUAAGCCAAAUAGUUUAUAAGACUAAACCAGUUUGAUUGUUGAUGUAUCAAAAGCAAUGAACAAUGUGUUAUACAUAAUGAAAUUGGCAAUUAGAAGGGACCUUGCUUAAUUAAAAUUACGCUAACUAAUGCUAUGUAAUUAAUCGAUUAAUAACGAGGAGUCUGCCUUCUGUUAACAAACCUUAAAGAUAGGAAAACUCUUCACUCUGCUGUACCGUUACCACCGACCGGUGUUAAAUAUCUAGAAGUUAUCCUCGAUAAAUCUAUCACUUUCCAUCCCAUGCAAAAUUAGUCCGCAAUUGCACCGAGACCGCUCACGCUGCGUUUCUGUAAUACGGUGAUAACAAUACAAAAUCUGCAUUCGCUCCAUCAUGACUUAUGCGAGUGUGGUGUUUGCUCUUUUUUUACUAUUUUUAUUCAUCUGUUACAACCUUUCAAUUUAUGUUUUGGUAUAAAGCAUAUGUCUCCGCGUUACAAAAUGUGGAAAAUUGUUUUUUUUACUUUAAAACUGUCUAAAGUAAACGAACACUAUUCAUUUAAGCUAAGUUCAUGCUUGACUAAGACAAUUAUUUUAUUGUGUAAGUAGAUGUACGAUCUCGCUGUAUACUUUUGUAUAAAUGCUGUCAAAUCCUUCGAACUGGAUCGAUUGACUACUUCGCAGUAGAAAUAGGCAGGGUAUUAUUAUACCUGCUUCCGUACGUACACUCAACCAUUACCGAUUACGCAAAUUAUAUUUCACAAGCUUAUUUUUUAUGACACAAUGUCCGUCAUGGUGCGAAUUUUUCGUGAGCAUGUAUUAAAUACGUAUUUUUUCAGAAAAAAUGGUGUAUGCCUGCAAAAUUGGAAUACCGCCGUAGUAGCUAUAGAUAAUACACACAAACUAGGUAGUAGUAGCAUUGAUAUGAGUUUACCGGCCGCUUAUCCUUUAGACCACGACAAUUUCAUAGCCAUAAAAUACAUUUGAAUUUUUCAUGACGAUUUUCUCAUGAGUUUUCGCGACAAAAACUAGUUGCAUUACUUGCAUUCUUUUUCGUUAUUAAUAUAUAGUUAUACUAAUGACCGAAAUCAUGAACACCUCAAAAUAUGUAUAUGUACCUAUAUAUUCACUUUAUGUAACAUUUCAUUAACAUUCUCUUUUGUUUUUUAUGGUAACUUUUUCUUCCAAAAAAUAGAAUAAACACCAUUUAUUUUCAAAAUUUGUUUAUUUAUGACAAACUAAUGAUUUAUGACUAAAGCUUCGUGAAUUAUUAAAUUCGUAUUAGCAAAAAAAAAUAAUUACAUAUAUACAUAUACACGGAUGAUAGACACUUUAUUAUUGCACCUGUCAUCGGUUUUGUAGUUUGAGACAUUAAUUCUAUGUAACAAAUCAGUUACAGAUUUUAUGUUUAAGCUGACAACAGUUAGAAGCUUAUGGAUUUCAUACCGGGAACAAGCGAGACGGCGCGUCAUAUUGUAAUUAAGUCUAUGAGCUCCGGUAACAAGAUAAAAUCAAGGGGGCUGCGUACUCGACUACAAAUCUUAGCCACUUACAUAUUGUCUCCAUAAUCUAAUUUUACGGUUUAACCUCGCAUUUUUUAUUGUCAUUAUUUAAUGUUGUUUUCAUCGUUACGAAUUCUAUACAGUUAUCAUAGUCACUAAAACGUCAUUCGUCUGUUCCAAAGUAAAAAUACGAGAUUAAACCGUAAAAGCACCGUAAUGUCUACGACUUGCGAAAGCCGAAGAAAAUACAACAUCUCCAUGCUCAUUUCGUAAUAUUUCUUUUUUAGAAUAUUAUUCUGAAAAACGGUUUUCGAAAUAGGUUAUCUAUGUGUCCACGAGAUGAAUAGUAAAAAUAUUCAAAACUUCAAAUUAUAUAUUCUUUAUAAAAAAAUACUAGUUUGUCUUUAAUAUAGUAGGUACAUAAAAUAAAAGCAAUCUCAAAGCGCAAAAGUGUCUAAUAAUAGAAUGAUGAAUGAGUUUCAUAUUCAAUUAAUGAUUUACAACGAAAUAGGAAUACGUAUAAUGGAGCCUAAUGUUGCCAUUGUGGGUUUAUUUUUCCGAGUACGGUACGACACGGUCCUUGUCAACAAAAUUAGGACGCAGGUGGCCUGGAGCAGAGAGGCUGUGUGCGCGCGCAUAUUAACAACGAGAGCUCAUCUAGUGAAGCACGGUAGUCAUGAGGCGCGCGCGUAGCGUCACGGGCCCCUUGCGGCGUGCUCACCCCGCCUCCGGUGCCACCUGGAAUGUCCAGGUGGUGCGUGGUAAGAUGAGCUCACAGUGCCUUUGGCAUGCUUGUCGUGCACUAUCUGCUGGGUUGCUGUUGAUGCUGCUCGGUGGAGCUAUGGCCGUAAUUGGUUAUUACGCAGAUACGUUGUCUGUAGCUGAAGAGAUACGUGGGAACGCUACCGUGUCCGUGAAAGACGAAGCCCGAGGUUUUCACCUCAACAAUUUGUCCUACGCUGGGCCAAUCGUGAUGGGAUUUGGAGGCUUUAUUGUGGUGGCAGCGUGCGUGAUGACAUUUGAAGCUCGCGACAGUGCAGCGAAAGUAACACCAGCGAGACCACAAACACUGCCGCGCCCUAUACCUAGACGGGGUCCGCCUUGUACAGCACCCGCGCGACUCGACCAGCUCGGAGUCUACCGCCUGCCACAUGUGCUUCCCUUGCCACACGCAUUGCCUCUAGCACCGCUGCCACCAUUUAGACACAGACCAUCAUCACAUACCAGAAACGCAGCUGAUGAGAGAGGUAAAGGAAAGGCGCGUUUUGGAUCAGCGCCAGAUUUGCGUAUUGGUAGCACCCGCGCCGCUCUACCAGUGAGCGCUCUACGGCGUCCUCUACGCCGCUACGCGCUCUCCGUAGACGAACCGCCACAAUCUGCAGUCAGUGCAAGUGCAGCGGACUCGGAAUGUGGAUCACAGUCUUCGUUGGCGCUGGACUUGCACGGGAGCGGUGCGUGUGCGGGCGUCACACUCCGCGUACGCGAUAACACUCGGAGACGACCUCUCGCAAGACAGCAACGACUUCGGGACGACACGAUUCAACCUACGCCGGUAGAUAGUAUGAACAACAUUAACGUAAUACAAGAGUGCACAUCCGGAACCAGCUGGGAGGAUACAGGUGACAAUACAACAAUAGAAAUGACGCAUUUGUCUGUGGACAAUGAGAUACGGGCGUGCAGUGCCCCUCCUCCUGCAAACAGUCCGCCAUCUACGCCGCAUCCUGCCGAUACCUGUGUCACGAUAUUCCAGGAAGACGACAAAGAUAUCACACACGAACCCCCUUCGUCGUAGAUAAGAAUUCAAGUCACGUGUCAUCCGUAUGAGACAAUCGAACUAACCAAACUUGUAAAUGUUGAAAAUUUUUGGUAAACAUAUACAACAAAUUGAAAUUUUAGUAACGUUAUAAAUUAUGUACCAUUAUAAAUAUUAUACAUUUAAUUUUUAUAGCCUUGUGGACUUUUCGACGUGUCCCUCCUAUCUGAUGAGGAUAUAUAUUGUUGAUACUAUGUAUUUUCAGGCCCAGUAUUAUAAGGCUAUAAGGGUGUAUUUCAUAAUGAAAUGAGUAAAAAGUGUGUAUAUUUGUUUGUAUAGUAAUAUUCAACGUAAUGAGUGUUAUAGAAAUGUUUAAUCAAUAUCCAUUUAUAAAGUUAAUGUUCUCAAGUUACAAAUUAAUAACAAACAAAAAUAAGCAGAUUGUACGACAAUUACCUAAUUGUCGUUCAUCCUAAAAAUAAAAUGAAAUAAAUAAAUCCUGUCUAAGGAGCAACACUUAAACCUACGCCAAUAUCAAAAUACAACAAUGUUCUUUUCUAGUGAAUUGACCUAAUCGACACCCUUAUCCUAUUAUUUAUUAUUUUCAUUAAAUACAAAACUAAUUA
This is a messenger RNA of Bombyx mori (domestic silkworm), 4270 nucleotides long. RefSeq lists its product as uncharacterized. The record is from RefSeq and is a predicted model, not a curated record. The transcript has 8 exons. Bases 2568 to 3683 code for a protein of 371 amino acids. NCBI's taxonomy places the organism in Eukaryota, Metazoa, Arthropoda, Insecta, Lepidoptera, Bombycidae.